AAAUUUAUAGUUUGUUAUAGUUAUAGAUCUAAUCCAAGUGUGCAAAACCCCAUAUUAGUAUAACUAUAUAAACCAAUCCAAUCUCCCUCACUUCGCGUGUGUGCUUUUUUUUCCUGCGGAAAGUGAAUUAAGAGAUCAUAAUUAUAUGCCUAAAAAGGAGGCCGUGUUUGGGCAGAAUUAAGGGUUUAAUGGAGACACAAACAUUAACACAAGGUGGCGCAGAAGUGAGGAGGCUUCACAUCGUGUAUUUUCUCAGUAGAAAGGGGCGCAUCGAGCACCCUCAUCUCUUUCGAGUUCAUCAUCUCUCCAGAAAUGGAGUUCGAUUGCGAGAUGUGAAGAGAUGGUUGGCCGAGCUGCGUGGGAAGGAGAUACCUGCGUCGUUUUCUUGGUCAUACAAGAGGAGAUACAAGACAGGCUUUGUGUGGCAGGAUUUGCUUGAUGAUGAUCUCAUCACUCCCAUUUCCGACAAUGAGUAUGUGCUCAAAGGAUCCGAGAUUUGCUCCACCAACAUUAAAGAAUAUUCCUACACAGAGGAGAAAGUUGGUAAGCAGAGAGAUGAAGCAUGUUUAGAGCAAGAGGAGGAUAAGACCUUGUGCAAGGAAGAAACUCAGAGCGAUCCAACCGUCGAAGUGUCGACGAAAUCUGCGUCUGAAAUCGAGGAAGAAUCGCCGUCUUUUGGAUCGGAGACAUCCACGACGACGGAUGAGUCGGGGAAAGCUGAUGCAGCCAAAGAAGAGAAGGCGACGAGCAACGACAAAGUGGGGCGGCCGUGGCCUUUCUACUCGACGCUUUUGAGCAAGAAGAGGAGCAAGAAUGAUGACAAGGCUGCUGUUGUUGCUGUGGAGCUGUGCAAGAAGUCGUCGACGCCUCAAUGCAGCAAGAGCAGGAGCAACACAUCAAAAAUGCUGAAGAAUCUCAUCACUUGUGGAGAUGUGGAGACGAAUGAGUCGGCUGUAAAGGUUUUACCGGUGAAGAAGCAGAACAAGGCUUUCCUGAGCAUGUGUUCAGGCGACGUGGGGAACGUUCACACGGCCGCCUUGUGCAGAAGGGAUAGCGGCUUCGGAGGCUCGCAGAGGGCGUUUGAGAUUCCUACUUGGACUCAUCAAUACUUCAGUGGAAGGAGGAGCCUUGAUGGGAUUGAGGAUUUAAGGAAGAGCAAGAGUAAAUCAACAGCUUGCGCUGCUUAUAAGCCGGUGAACGGGCCGAGCUGCUCACAAUGUGGGAAGGUGUUCAAGCCGGAGAAGAUGCAUGCGCACAUGAGAUCUUGCAAGGGCCUAAAAGCAUUGUCGAAAUGCGCUGCUGCUGAUGAUAAGGAGGCAUCAAAAGGAAGUGGGGACUCAUUUUCUGGCCAUUUGCUCACUCAUUGAUGCUUACAACUUUUUUGCUUAGUGCUUUACUAACUAAACGCAAAUUUCAUAGGCAGACACAGAUGUAAACCGAUCCAACCUUCUUAAUCAAAAGAGAUGCAAUUUCGAUAA
Salvia miltiorrhiza (redroot sage) is the source of this 1478-nucleotide messenger RNA. RefSeq names its product protein SOSEKI 1-like. The transcript is spliced from 7 exons. The record is from RefSeq and is a predicted model, not a curated record. Bases 189 to 1367 code for a protein of 392 amino acids. Lineage: Eukaryota; Viridiplantae; Streptophyta; Magnoliopsida; Lamiales; Lamiaceae.